Molecule: messenger RNA, 1551 nt
Organism: Neurospora tetraspora
Lineage: Eukaryota; Fungi; Ascomycota; Sordariomycetes; Sordariales; Sordariaceae
Product: GroES-like protein
Exons: 3
Coding region: 131-1339 (402 amino acids)
Molecular function (GO): oxidoreductase activity; zinc ion binding
Source: RefSeq, a predicted model, not a curated record
CUUGUUGUCCCUUUUGAGAUACCCAUCCUUUUACUGUGCGAUAUAAACUCAUCAUUUUCUUUCUCCACAACAACAAACACCCGGACACUCAGACAUCUAGAUACCCCCAAACACCACAACAACAACAAAGAUGGCAACACCCCGCACAACCACCGCCCUUGUCAUCCCCGAGCUCAACGGCCAGUUCGAGCUUCAAGAAGUCCAGCUCAACGACAUCCAACCAGAAGAAGUCCUCGUCGAGAUUGAGGCUUCCGGAAUCUGCCACACCGAUCUCUCGUGCGCUAUCGGCUUGCUGCCAUGCAGACCCGGCGCGGUUUUGGGCCAUGAAGGCGCCGGCAAAGUCCUCUCCGUCGGCACCUCCGUCACCCACCUCUCCCCCGGCGACUCCGUCCUCCUCUCCUUCUCCCACUGCGAGUCCUGCGCCCCCUGUCUCUCCGGCCACCCGUCCUACUGCCACUCCUUCAACGUGCGCAACUUUUCCGGCUGCCGUCCCUUGCCCGUCCUCCCCGACGGCUCCGUCGAUUCCUCUUCCCUUUCCCCCGACGGAGUCGACCCAACCGCGGACCCCAGUUUCGCCACUUUCGUAACCAAGGACCCGGGCGGCGGCAAGCCUAUCUUCUCGCAAUUUUUCGGUCAAUCAUCCUUUGCAAGGCACACGCUUGUACACAAAAGUACCUGUGUGAAGGUCCCCCCUGACACAAACCUGGCGCUCUUCGCGCCAAUGGGGUGCGGCAUGCAAACCGGCGCCGGCGCCGUUCUCAACUCGCUGGGCGUCAAGCCAGGGUCAAGCAUCGCCGUGUUUGGGGUGGGCAGUGUGGGCAUGGCGGCCGUCAUGGCUGCUGCGUAUAUUGCCAAAGCCAAGACUAUUAUCGCCGUCGACUUGCAGGAGUCCAGACUCGAACUGGCCAAGAAGCUGGGGGCUACGCAUGGGGUUUUGGCAGGGACUGUGGCAGCAGAUCUGAAGGGGGAGGUGAGGAGGAUUUGUCCGCCUGUGGGCGUGGAUUAUGCGGUUGAUUGCACGGGGAGUGUCGCUGCGAUUAGGACUAUGAUUGAGGUGCUGGGAACGAGGGGGAGGGCGGCGACGGUGGGUGCCCCCGGGUUCGGGAAGGAGGUGAAGGUGGAUGUUAUGGAGCAUUUGACGUAUGGGAAGGAGUAUGUGGGGAGUUGUGAGGGGGAUAGUUUGCCUAGGGAGUUCAUCCCCUUCCUCAUCGAGCAACACGCCAAGGGCAACUUCCCCAUGGAUCAGCUCGUCACUUUCUACGACGUCAAGGACUACAAGCAGGCUUUGGAGGAUUCGCACAAGGGCAAGGCCAUCAAGGCUGUUUUGAAGUGGUCAUAGGGAGGGUGCUACGAGGAAAGCGGCAGUCGGAGAUGGGGCUUGGGUACCUUAUUCAAAGUACGAGCGAUGAGGUUGGACACGAGGAUCCGACAUAUUUUGGGAGGAAGGUAACGGCAUCCGUCGUUGGUGUAUGAUGUACACGAAGUAAACAAGACGCAACUUUUCACCUACUGCCUUCAUCUAUCGAACAAAGCGAGGUCCCUCCCUCCCCG